Messenger RNA from Zalophus californianus (California sea lion), 4475 nucleotides. It is a transcript of the gene PRKACB, whose product is annotated as protein kinase cAMP-activated catalytic subunit beta. Gene Ontology annotation, molecular function: cAMP-dependent protein kinase activity; ATP binding. Gene Ontology annotation, biological process: peptidyl-serine phosphorylation. Gene Ontology annotation, cellular component: nucleus; cAMP-dependent protein kinase complex. The record is from RefSeq and is a predicted model, not a curated record. Lineage: Eukaryota; Metazoa; Chordata; Mammalia; Carnivora; Otariidae.
ACAGCACACAGCAUUUUAAUAUCAGUGAGGUCCACAGCUAGCAGUAAGAGCUGGUGUAAUUGAAAGACGUUUAGGUGCAAUCAUUCUGCUGUCUGUUCCUUGCCAGGUUCAACAUGGGAUUGUCACGCAAAUCAUCAGAAGCAUCUGCUUGCUCCUCUUCAGAAGUAUCUGUGAAAGAGUUUCUAGCCAAAGCCAAAGAAGACUUUCUUAAAAAAUGGGAAAAUCCUGCUCCGAAUAAUGCCGGGCUGGAGGAUUUUGAAAGGAAAAAAACCCUUGGAACAGGUUCAUUUGGAAGAGUCAUGUUGGUGAAACAUAAAGCCACUGAACAGUAUUAUGCCAUGAAGAUCUUAGAUAAGCAGAAGGUUGUUAAACUGAAGCAAAUAGAGCACACCUUGAAUGAGAAAAGAAUAUUACAGGCGGUGAAUUUUCCUUUUCUUGUUCGACUGGAGUACUCUUUUAAGGAUAAUUCUAAUUUAUACAUGGUUAUGGAAUAUGUCCCUGGGGGUGAAAUGUUUUCACAUCUAAGAAGAAUUGGAAGGUUCAGUGAACCCCAUGCACGGUUCUAUGCAGCUCAGAUAGUGCUAACAUUCGAGUACCUCCAUUCACUAGACCUCAUCUACAGAGAUCUAAAACCUGAAAAUCUCUUAAUUGACCAUCAAGGGUAUAUCCAGGUUACAGACUUUGGGUUUGCCAAAAGAGUUAAAGGCAGAACUUGGACAUUAUGUGGUACUCCAGAAUAUUUGGCUCCAGAGAUAAUCCUCAGCAAGGGCUACAAUAAGGCAGUGGAUUGGUGGGCAUUAGGCGUGUUAAUCUAUGAAAUGGCAGCGGGCUACCCCCCAUUCUUUGCAGACCAACCAAUUCAGAUUUAUGAAAAGAUUGUUUCUGGAAAGGUCCGAUUCCCAUCGCACUUCAGUUCAGAUCUCAAGGACCUUCUAAGGAACCUGCUACAGGUGGAUUUGACGAAGCGGUUUGGAAACCUGAAGAAUGGCGUGAGUGAUAUAAAAACUCACAAGUGGUUUGCCACCACAGAUUGGAUUGCUAUUUACCAGAGGAAGGUUGAAGCACCAUUCAUACCAAAGUUCAGAGGCUCUGGAGAUACCAGCAACUUUGAUGACUAUGAAGAAGAAGAUAUCCGCGUCUCUAUAACAGAAAAAUGUGCAAAAGAAUUUUGUGAAUUUUAAAGCUGAGCAACAAGAUAACAUCAGAGCUUACACUCAGUCUUUGCACUCUGUUGAGAGAUACGGUGGAGCUGAGACCGUCCUUGUUGAAGCAGUUACCUAGUUCUGUCAUUCCAGCGACUGAGUGAGGUCUUUAUUGCCAUCCGUGUGUGCGCUCUGCAUCCACCUAUGUAACAAGGCACCGCUAAGCAAAGCAUUGUCUGUGCCAUAACACACAACUAGACACUUUCCUGCUUCCCUUUGGUUUGUCUUUCUCCUCCCCUACGUCCAUUUCUUCCUUUUUUCAUUUUCAUCAGUUUUUCUCCAAACAGUACUCCAUUUUAUUUUGUUGGUGUUUCAGAUGGGCAGUGUUAUGGCUCUGUGAUAUUUGAAAGGAAGGAUGAGUGUUGCCUUUGGUAGUUCUUGCCAUUAUUUUUGUUGGUCAGUGGCUUGAGGAUAUACUUCCAAUAACUGUUUUUACUUUGAGUAGCUCAGACUCAGUUUUGCCAAAACUUUUGACAAUUUUUGAAGACAGAAUGUCUUAUCAACAAGGCAGUUUAUACAAAACAAAACAGUAACUUUCCUAGAAUUCACUGUUCUGGCAAGACACUUGGGUAGACUAACCUAGAGUAGCUAGACCCAGCAAUUUGGAUUCCUGAAGAUCAGAGGCUCUAUUUCCCUUCACUGCCUUUUGUAUCAUCUUCCCCUCGAGUAAUUAAGUGACCAGCUGUGCAGUGUGACAAAUGUGUCUCAUUCACAGGAAAAACUAAUGCUAUGGAUCAUCGCUUGGUACCAGCCUUUCUGUAGGUAUUAGAGCUAGCUCUAAGAUUUCUAAACCUUCACUCCUCCAUAAGGGUUUUAGCCAGUAUUUUAACAGAACAUGACUGAUGAAGAAAGUGACAAUUUUUUUAGUUUCUCAAAUAGUCCUCAUUGUAAACUUUUUAAAAGAAAAGAAAUGAACUAAAAAGAACAUUAAUGCGGACAAAUACUUCGCUGAGUCAAACAAAUGGCUUGAUACUUGUAAACGGUAUAGAGACAUUCUUAUUUAUAUGAGGUUUUUGUUUGUUUUGCUUUGCUUUGUUUUGUCACAGUUAAGAACAAAAGGAAUUAUUGCCAGGUUAUUCCGGUAUAAUCUGUAUGUCAGCCUGAGGUAGAACAAAAGGAAUUAUUGCCAGGUUAUUCCGGUAUAAUGUGUAUGUCAGCCUGAGGUAGAACAAAAGGAAUUAUUGCCAGGUUAUUCCGUUAUAAUCUGUAUGUCAGCCUGAGGUAGAGGCGCUGUUGAAGCUUCAGCUUUCAUCUUAUGCCUCAUAAAUGAGGAAAAGGGACAAAGUUUUUAAAACUGCCACAACUGUAUUUUAAUUUUGAGGUGUGAUAUUUUUAGACAUGUCAGAAUUUCAAGCCUCUUUUCUUUCAGGAAACAGAAUGUAUGAUCAUGCAGAUACAAUUUUAGUAUUUGAGUUUAAUUUUUUUAUACUUCCUUGCCAACAAAAUUGCUGUCAUGUGGAAAUUUCAAGCACUUUUGCACAUUUAGUUCAAUGUUUGUUGAGAAUCCAUGGCUUACCUCCGUUUUUUAAAUAUUUUUUUCUUUGCUUUUAAAUUUUGCCAUCUGAUUUUAUCUCCAUGUGUCAGUGACCUAUCUUAAAACAACACACCAAAAGAGUCAAAAAUAAACUGUGUUCAUUUUUUAUGAUCAAUUUACAUGCAUAUAAGUUGUUUUUAAUCAAACCAAUCUUAGUGUAUAUAAGCAUUCUAUUUGCUUCAUUAUUGGUGCAGGUCACUGACUCUUAUUUCUUUUCCUCUGUACCACACCUCUGUAAAACCUUUGAAGACAUUGAAAAAAGCCUGUCUGGAAUAUUCUCUGCAUCAAUCUGUACAUCUUUUGGUUGUCAAGUGUUUUUGCAUGGUUAUGUCAUUUAAAAGCUGAUACUGAUUUCAGUUGGUCCACCUAUAUUUAAAAUGUGCAAGAAAAAUAUGAAAUACUUUGCUGUAUCAAGUUUUAUGUGACAAAAAUAUAUCAUCAUGUUAAUAAAUUUAAAACAUCAUUUGUAUAAAAUAUCUUAAUGAGUUUUUGGCCCAAGAACAUGCUGAUCUUUGUAUUCUAUGUGUAUGCUACAAAUUCUAUGGUAGCUUUAUUGUAUAUUAUUGUAAAAUUAUUUUAAUAAAUCAUGGGUAUGACAAUUUGAUUAUUACAUUUUAGUUUUCAGCAAUUAAAAAGAUUUCUGUAAGUUCUAAAAAAAAAUGUUUUAAAUAAAAUUACUAUUGCCCUGCACAACUUGCCGUAAACUCUGCCUGGGCAGAUGUACCCCUAGGCGUACAUUGGUUUUGAGGGCUAUUUCGCCAUUCCUGUUUUACUCUCCAUUUAAAGGACAUGAGCAAGCUUUCAGAUAUGUCAAGGGAGUCUAUUUCCAACCAAUCAAGUACACUGAAUUAGAAUAUCUUAAAGUUAUAUAAAACGCACAGUUUUAACCACAGUUUAGCCAAGAACAAGAUAAAAACUUAAGAAAUAAGUGGAAUGAAUCAGUAUUUAACCUCAGAUUACAUUAUUUGAAACAGAAGAAAUUACAUUUUUCCUCAGUAAAUAAUAAGGAGAUGGCAUUGCAGAGGAAGGACCCCCCGACUCAAAGUCAAAGACAUCUGGGUCUCAAGCUGGUCUGUCACAGUCAGCAUGACCUUGGCCUUAGCUCUUCAAAAUGAGAUCCAUUAGGCAGUUUCUAAGGUCUUUUCUAAUUUUCACAUGUCAUGACAAGAUUCUUUUUAUUUGACAGUUUGAAGGGAUAAUGUGCUUUGAAGUGAGUCUUGGUAAGGCGAUAUUUUAGGGCCUUUCUUCUCCUUAUCUCUUACAGUGUUCUUACAGUUUUUUGAAUAUCAUGAGGACCUCAUGUCUGUUUUGAUUCCUUCCUCCUUCACUGAUGCUAAAUAUCCAAUUGAUAUCAAACUGUCAACCUACCAAAAAAAGAUACUGUGGCUUGUGGGUAUUGCUGUCUUGUUUUUGAUAUGUUCUUGUAUUGACUGCCCAUUGGCCUGAAAAUACUCAUCGUAAGCCUAAAAAAAAAAAAAAAAAAAAAAAAAAAACAUUUUUCUUUCCCACUGACUGUUUUAUCUGCUUGUUGUAAGACUCAAAUGAAAUAAUGUAUGUGGAAGCACCUUGUAAACUGUAACCUAUCAAUGUAAAAUGUUAAGGUGUGUUGUUAUUUCAUUAAUUAAUUCUUUGUUUAGAAUGGAAUUUCCUAUGCACUACUGUAGCUAGGAAAUGCUGAAAACAACUGUGUUUUUUAAUUAAUCAUAACAGCAAAAUUAAAGUAUCUUCAAAGGGUAAAA